CUUUAAAUUUUCAUAAUUCCAUUAAGUUUCUAUAUAAAGCUCCUUCUAAAUCUAAACCAAUGCAAACAAAACUAACAAAGAUAAAAAAAAAUGGCUUGUCACGAAAUCUUCCUUGUAAUCUGUCUAAUGCUCGCAGUCUCUAUGGUCAAUGCAGUUGACUUCUUUGUUGUCGACAAUACUGGCGACUCUCCUGGAGGAAGGAAAUUUCGAGAUGAGAUCGGCGGCGUCAGUUAUGGCAAACAAUCAGUGAGAUCUGCAACAGACUUCACGUGGCGUUUGUUCCAACAAACUAACCCUUUAGACAGAAAGACCAUUACAAACAUCACACUCUUCAUAGAGAAUAGUAACAGCGUGGCCUACAACACGAACUUGGGAAAGGAGAUACAUUUUCAACGCUAGAUCUCUCGCGGGUAACUCGGGAGAUGUAAGGGUUGGAUUUACCGGGGUGAUUUAUCACGAGGUGGCCCAUUCUUGGCAGUGGUUCGGUGCGGCUGAUCGGGUUCCAGGAGGGCUUAUCGAAGGGAUAGCGGAUUACGUGAGGUUAAAAGCCGGUUAUGUUGUGAUGCAAACCUCGGAAUCCACCUAGGGUUUACGCUUCUCGGUUUCUCGACCUAAAGCUUGAAUGAUUCGAUGAAUGAUAGUAGAGAUGAAAGAUGGAGGUUUUGUUGAAUGAAUCCAUACUCAACGUGCUUGAUUGAAUCCACAAUCAAACCACGAACAAAUAAACUUGAAUCCACAAGCUAAUUGAUCCG
Messenger RNA from Arabidopsis thaliana (thale cress), 752 nucleotides. Its product is annotated as Plant basic secretory protein (BSP) family protein. The coding region runs from base 91 to 399 and encodes 102 amino acids. The transcript has a single exon. The record is from RefSeq and is marked reviewed. NCBI's taxonomy places the organism in Eukaryota, Viridiplantae, Streptophyta, Magnoliopsida, Brassicales, Brassicaceae.